Bombyx mori (domestic silkworm) is the source of this 1543-nucleotide messenger RNA. Its product is annotated as reticulocyte-binding protein homolog 2a. Lineage: Eukaryota; Metazoa; Arthropoda; Insecta; Lepidoptera; Bombycidae. The transcript has 4 exons. The record is from RefSeq and is a predicted model, not a curated record. Bases 88 to 903 code for a protein of 271 amino acids.
AAAGGACGGCGAAUAAUUAACAUAUGAAGUUUAUUCCACAAGCAUAAAUUAACUAAAAGGUCUGAUUAAAUUUAUAUCUAAAUCAAAAUGGAUGAAAACAUUCAUAACAAUGUAGCGGUCUUAGCUAUUCUCGAUAGUCAACCUAAUUUGUACAAACCAAAUAUGCCAGUUCCAACAUACAAUCACAAUCAAAACAUUAGCCAACAAGAAGAAUCGGAUGUAAAUGAAAUGAAUAAGCAAAAUAUCAUUUGGACAAAAAAUUCUACAAUAAUGUUACUAAAUUUAUACGAAACUAAAAUACAUAUGUUGGAUAAUCCUAAGAAGAAAUCAAAGAUGUGGAUAUCUAUUGCAGAAGAAUUAAAAUCAUUAAACGUAGAGGUAACUGCAGAUCAGGUCAGAUGGAAAAUAAAUGCACUCACAAAAAAAUAUAAAGACUGCAUUGACAAUGGACAAGGAGCAGUAUCUUUUAAGUAUUUUAAUGAGAUGCACCAAAUAUUAGGCCGCUACAACGAUAAUGGUGGAAAUUAUAGAUUGGCUUCUGGUGUUAUACAAGAAGACGCAGAGAAAAGUAAAGACCGAAAGAACUUAAUGAAAACAACAACUCCUUUUAGAAAAUUAAGGGCAGAACGUAGAGCUAAAGUAGAAUUAGAUAAACAGUGGAUAGAAUACAUUAAAAGACAAGAGGAACAAAAACAAAUAAGAGAUGAAAGGUAUGAGAGGAGUUUGAGAUUAAAAGAAGAGGAACUACAAUUGAGAAGAAAAGAAUUAGAACUGAAACAAUCCAUAGCUUUAAGAAAGUUACAACUAAGAGAAAACAAACAAGAAGAACUUCUUAAAAUAGAACGAGAGAAAUGUGCUUUGUUAAGGAAACUAGUGGCAGAACAUGAAAUUUUGAGACAGUAAAUUUGUUGUUCUUGGGUAAAUUGGCUAUUACUAGGAAAAGCCAAGAAAAAUCCAUUUUUGAAGCAAAAUUAGUAAAACAAACUAUCUUUAUAAAAAACAAAGCUGUUAAUCUAAUACAAUUUAUACACGCCAUUUUAAGAAAUUCAUACUUCAUGAAUCUACUAAUUGAAGUAAAGGCAUCUCUGAUGCUUAUUGUUUCACACAAGAUCAGUUGGACCUCUGUCACCGCCUAGCUUUAAACCCUACAAUAUUGGACGCAGUACAAUUAAUUGAAAAAAAAUGCUACAAAAGAAAUUACUGGCUUGAUAAUCUGAUUUCAAGUCAAGGGUCCCUUCAGAAACAAAGUGUAACCUUUUCUAGAAUAGCAGGAUUAAUGGUGGCCUAAAGAGCCUUCCAGUUUCAUCAGGACAGGUCAAGUCGAAUGUGUUUUAUUAAUAACCAAGAAUUAUAAUAUUUGUUAAUUGUUAAAAAGUACAUUUAUUUAAAUGAUCGCUCAAUAAGAUAAAAUUAUGGAUCACACAAAUAGUAGAUCCCGGUCAUAGCUUACUGUGGCCAUGUCUAAUUCCUUGAAACUACUUACACACAACCUGUUGUACAUUGCUCAUACUGUACUGCGAUUAAAUUAUGAAGCUCCCUAAAA